CGUGAUUUGCCGGUAUGUACCGCAGUUCGUUUUCGUCGCAGUGACUCAACGAACGAAUCAACGAUGAGUGAAACUGUACUUUACGCUGCCCUGACAGCAAGUCCUGUCAUCCUUCCCUACGCCUACGUUGUCGGAGGAACAUGGAGCUUGAUUCUGAGCUUUUGUGCCUGCUUGUUCACAGUGCCCACCUGCGCAUUCAUAAACUCGUCCCUAAGGGGGGACAAAUUGAUGUUCACCUACCCUCUCCUCAUCCCUCUGUGUCUUCCGCUGUCGGCCCUCCUGAACCCAUCAUCGCUAGAAUGGAAGUUCUCUGUUGUGACGACUGUUCUCUUCGGAACCUUGGUCGGUCUCCGCGUCUUGGUUUCGGUGAGCCGUGCUCCUCUGAAGGUGCCGCAGAUUUGCGUGUCGACAAGGCGUCGCAUCGCCCACGUCAUAUCGUCGCAAAUUUUUCCCAAGUUCUCCACGAGCUUCAACGCUCUGGGAUUCCUUCUAGUUAUAUCCGCCGCGGCCGCGAUGGCACUGACGAGAUCGAUGAAGAACACUUCAUUCACGGGCCUUUUGAUCGACACUUCCCUCGUGGCGAUCAUGAUGAGCGUUUUCUACAAUACUUGCUUAGCAACGACUCGACUCUUCAUGACAUUGCCGCCAUUGAGACUCAAUGGAAGGAAAAUAUGUGAAGGACUCGCGAAACGAGACAAAGUCGCGUUUUGGGAGGCCAGUCUCUUCGUUGCCUCAGGGAGGGCCAGUCGUGAAUAUGUGUGGGAGAUCAGUCCGAUCGGUGGCAGGAUCCUCAACUGGGGAACGAUGGUCGAGCCAGCGCUCAAAACCCUCAAGGACGCGACAGCGUAUUUAGAGAAAAACCGGCCGAAGAGGAGCGUUAAAUUCAGCUGGAAGAAACCCGCCCUCAUCGACAUACCCGAACUCGAGCAAGUUUUGUGGUGCUUGGACGCGAUUGGAAUUCUCGUCUACCACGCGUACCGAGAGAACAAGAACGGGGUAGUUCAGGUUCAUUUUAGACAAGUCAUGGACAUCCUUUUCAACUUGGAGCUCGCUGCACAGGGCCAUGGACCGAACAUCCUCCAAGACAGGAUACAGAACACCUUGUACAAAAUUUGCACCAAGUAUUCAUCUGCGUUACAUUCAUUAGAUAUCGAUCAACGCUUCGUGGAUCGUUUUGUGAGCUAUUCGGAUUUUCGAAUUUAAUCUCAUCUCCCGAUAUUCCGGGGAGUCCGGAACCGCUCAGUUCUUAAAACAUACCGGGGUGCCGGGCUUCCGAGAAAAUGAGGAUCGAGAAAGUGGUCCGUCGUCUGAGAAACUCGAACGAUUGCCCGGGAGUCCCCUGAAUUGCAGCAGAUACCGGCACCGAUGUGUAUAAAUUGAUGUACAUACAUAAAAACAAUGUUACCUGAAG
This is a messenger RNA of Galendromus occidentalis (western predatory mite), 1411 nucleotides long. RefSeq lists its product as uncharacterized. The record is from RefSeq and is a predicted model, not a curated record. The transcript has 5 exons. The coding region runs from base 64 to 1203 and encodes 379 amino acids. NCBI's taxonomy places the organism in Eukaryota, Metazoa, Arthropoda, Arachnida, Mesostigmata, Phytoseiidae.